GCCAUUCAUUUUGCCGUCAAAGUGCAAAAUAAUCUACCUAGGUAUGCGUUUCACUUUACAAUAAUAUUAAACAGUAAUAUUAAAUAUUCACUAAAACUGCAUUUAAUGAAGAUUUUAUAUCAUAAUGUCGAAAAGGAAGGUAGGUGUGAACGAUAUAAUUUAUGAAUUGGACAAUGAUGACAUCGAAAUGAGUAGUGAGGACGAAGUAAAAGAUCCAAAAAUUACUCGAAUUGACCCAAAAAGUCCUGUACAGGACUCAGAAAACUUAUAUAACAAAGACAAUAGUGAAGAAAAGAUUACUAUAAAUCAUUCAGAAAAAAGCACUGAGAAAAAUGCAUCGCCUUCACUUGAACAGAAUGGAGGGAAAACUUCUCCAACCUUAAUUUCCAUAGAUGAGAAAAAUAUUAAUAAUGGAGUUGAUUCUCAACCCAUAGAAAACAAUAUAGAUAUUGAUGAAAAAUCUAAUACAGAUUGUACAAAAACAAUGAUUUUCAAUGAAGACAUUGUUGUGGAUUCUCCGGCUUCAAAUAGUGACUUAGGUGUGGUGGGAUGUGAAAAUAGGACGCCCUUAGUGAGUGUUAGGUUUAAGGACAAUAAAUUAGCUAAAGGUUACAAAGAAAAGAUAAAGGCUUUUAUGUUGAGAUUAAUUAAGCUUCACGAUGAGGAUAGCUCGGAUACUGAAACUGAUUUGGAACUAGAUAUUUGGCCGGAGGACUUGAUAGAAGAUGACUUUAAUUUGAUAGAGGAAAAGGAACCAGAAGACAACUUAUUCUUUAUUGACACUGCCCCUUGUGAUGUGCCUGUGGAAGUACCUAGAUAUAGUCAGGUAUCUACAUUAAUAUCCAAUGUACCGGAUCAAGAACCCACUCCGCCACCAACAUUAAGACGAGGUCCAAUAUGUUUCAAUUGUGAUGGCAGUCAUCGGCUGCUCGACUGCCCAGCUCCAAAGAAUAAAGCAAGGAUAGCGGAGAAUAGGAAAAAUAUGACCACUAGAGUUGGCCGCUACCACGUGGAAGAUGAACAGAAGUAUGGCCACCUGAUUCCUGGUAGGAUAUCAGGGCAGCUCCGACACGCUCUGGGGUUGAAGCGACACGAGCUCCCCCUGCACAUCUACCGCAUGAGGCUGCUGGGGUAUCCCCCGGGUUGGCUGGAGGAGGCCCGGAUAUCACAUUCCGGGAUUACCAUGUUUGACUCUUCUGGUACCGCUAUACAAGACCCUGAAGAAGAGGAUGGUGAGGUGUGUGAGCCGGGUUCCAAGGAUAAAUUCGACAUCAAGAAGAUCCUGGAUUUCCCCGGUUUUAAUGUGAAAGCCAGUUCGCGAUACAAAGAGGAAGCGCACUUGUACAAGCUGCCGCCGAUGUCUGAGCAGGACAGCAAGAUGGCGAUGCUGCAGCAGCUGGCCCCGAACGCGAUGAAGGCGUACAAGCGCAAGAAGCUCACGUUCUUCCCGUCCGCCGCCGCGCGGCCGCGCCUCGAGGGCCAGGCAGAGAUGGACCUGGACAGCGGGGACGAAAACAUCGAGUUCCCGUCGAAUCCGCCGCUGCCGGACGAGGCUCCACCCCAGCCGCCUCAGCCUCCCCCGCCGCCCGACUCCCCGCCACCGCUCCCCAACGAUAACGUCAUCACGAUAGACGAUGAUAAGACUGACCUGGACAAUUCUGGUGACGACCUGGUGCUCAUUGAGCAGGACAUUAGUAUUGUCAAUGUGGAUGACUCGGUAGUCGGAGAUGCUGAGAAGGACGUGGAAGUAGACACACCUAACCUGGACCGCAGUAGUCCGACGUUAGACGACCUUGAAGAGAAGAAGCGGAAAUUAUUGAGCGCUCUAGAAGGCGAUACUACAUUGGUAGCACAUAUUAACUUAGAUGAAAGUACAGACAAUAUAGAAAAAUCUAACACUGUAACUAAAGGUGCAGAGGAUGCUAAUGUUGGAAAAGAAUUUAUAACUGAACUUGCAAAUGACGAAACGCCACUAAAUAAUAGUCCAGCAAAAAUAUCAUCUUGUAAGUCACCAGCGGAAACAAAAGCAUCUGAUAGUGAUCUAGAAUCAAAGACUGAACUAAGGACAGGGCAUGUAAAAACUACCGCAUAUGGUACUCCAGUCAUGAACGUGGCGUCUUCAUAUGUAAAGUUACCGAGUGACGAUAAAUUCUCCAAAGACAUUUGUGACGUUAUAAAUUUCGAGAACCUCCCGAAUUCGACGGGCAAGUACAAGCAGAUAAGCAACUUGUUGAAAAAGGUUAAAAGCGAAGUGGACAGGAUACAAGAGUCAUGAUCCACGGAUGCCGCCGUAUAGGCGGUUUUUUUUGUACAAUUAUGAACUACCAUAUCUGCAAUAUAUUAGUAUUUUUGUACUGCCGUCAUUUGAAUAAAGUUUGGAAGUUUUUGCGCGUGUUUA
Plodia interpunctella (Indianmeal moth) is the source of this 2398-nucleotide messenger RNA. RefSeq lists its product as uncharacterized. Bases 125 to 2275 code for a protein of 716 amino acids. The transcript has 7 exons. Gene Ontology annotation, cellular component: catalytic step 2 spliceosome. Gene Ontology annotation, molecular function: RNA binding. The record is from RefSeq and is a predicted model, not a curated record. Lineage: Eukaryota; Metazoa; Arthropoda; Insecta; Lepidoptera; Pyralidae.